AUUUAGCAGCAGUAGCGGACCCAGCAUGAAGCCAAUGGUUUUACCUCUGAUUCUUCUUUGCCUGCACAUUGUCAUAGGAAUUCCUCUUCCAGAUAAUGCAGAAAGAUAUGUGUGUGGAAUGAAAAACAUGAAUAUUUUAGACAUCAAUAAAGAUGCAGGCUUGAAUCUGUUUGAGGGAGACAUCAUGUUGGCAGAUACACACCAAAGAAACACAAUCAUUGGAGAUGAAUAUAGGUGGCCAAUACCUGUUCCGUAUGUUUUAGAGGACGAUUUAGACAUCAGUGCAAAAGCAGCAGUUCUAGAAGGUUUUGAACGUUUUCGACUGAAAACGUGUAUUGAUUUCAAACCAUGGGAAGGUGAACAGAAUUAUAUCUCUGUCUUUAAAGGCGAUGGCUGCUAUUCUUAUGUUGGGAAUUUACGACGAGGAAAGCAACAACUCUCAUUGGGAACUGGCUGUGAUUACGUAAUGACAAGUCAACAUGAGUUCCUUCAUGCUCUGGGAUUUUGGCACGAACAAUCUCGAUCUGACAGGGAUGACUAUGUCACUAUUAUGUGGGACAGAAUUCAGCCAGGAUGGGAAUACAGCUUCGAUAUGUAUGAUGAUACACGAAUAGACUCUUUGAAUGUGCCAUAUGACUACACUUCUCUCAUGCACUAUAGUAAAACAGCUUUCCAGAUUGGAACGGAACCAACCAUUGUCACUAAGGAUCCUGCUUUCAAUGAUGUGAUCGGACAGGGGAUGGAUUUUAGCGACUAUGAUCUUGAGAAACUGAGUCGAUUAUACAAAUGCUCCUCCAGCAUUACCUUUAUGGACACAUGUACCUUUGAGGUCAAUAAUAUCUGUGGCAUGAUACAAGGUAAAGGAGAUAAUGGUGACUGGAAUCGUGUUCUUCAUAGCACUGCUGGGCCCAGUAAUGAUCAUACUCACCUAGGGACCUGCAAAGACAGCGGUUAUUACAUGCACUUCAGCACCAGUACAGGUAAUGCUGGGGAAAAGGCUGUGCUGGAAAGCAGACUAUUCUAUCCAAAUAGGGGAUUUCAAUGUCUGGAGUUCUUCUAUUACUACAAUGGAAAUGAGAAUGAUGCACUGAAUAUUUGGAUCAGGGAAUACACAAAAGCCUAUCCCAAUGGCAUUCUGACAUUCAUCACCAGCAUUAAAGGAAAUCCGGCAGAAUAUUGGCAGCUCCAUCAUGUUUCUUUAAAUGUAAAUAACAAAUUCCGUGUCGUGUUUGAGGGGGUUAAAGGAAAUGGACCAAGCAAUGGAGGGUUUGCCAUAGAUGACAUUAACUUGUCCGAAGCUCUCUGCCCUCACUAUAUUUGGCACAUCAGAAAUUUUGCGAAUCAGUCCCUACAAGAGAGUGGAGUUUUCAGUCCCCCAUUUUAUUCCGAAGAUGGUUAUGCAUAUCAGAUAUAUAUUGGACCCGAUGGUCGACAUGACAAGCCAAAUCAACGUGCAAUGUUUUUCUUCCUGAUAUCAGGAGCAAAUGAUGAUACACUGCAAUGGCCAUGUUCUUUAAAACAGGCAACUAUGGAGCUUAUGGAUCAGAAUCCAGAUAUCCGAAAACGCAUAUCAAAUCCGAUGCACAUCAUAACAUAUCCUACAGAGGUGUACAGUAAUGGUGUCUUAUUCUGGGACAAACCAUCAAAGAUUGGAUGGCUCCACAAAUUCCCUAAUGGAACUGAAUUCUUUCGUGGGCCUGGAUUGGGAGCCUUGGACUUCAUUAGCCAUGACAGACUUCACAGCAGAGACUUUUUAAAGGGAGGAGAUGCCUUUAUUCUGGUAUCUGCAAAGGAUAUUUCACAUCUAAAUGCAUCUCAGCCAUCUCAGCCAUCUCAGCCAUCUCAGCCAUCUCAGCCAACUCCUAUCCCCGCCACCACACAGCCUACAGAAGUUCAUAAAGAAUGUGAAGGUUACGGGUGUAAAAAUGAUGGAAUAUGCAUCCUUGAGAAUGGGACACCUGUGUGCAGGUGCAAGGUUACUAAAGACUGGUGGUAUGUUGGAGAGAAAUGUGAAAGGAAAGUCUCAAGCCAAAACACACUUGUGAUAGCAGUCUCCUCUUCAGUGACCAUAUUUGCUGUUAUGCUGAUUAUCACACUCACAAGUGUAUUUUGCUUGAAAAAGAAACACAAGAAGCAACUAGCAAACACUGGAAAAGCUCAAACGACUAGAAAUCAAUAUGUGUCUUAAAAGCAACAGAAGUUUGUGCAAUAAUCAUGGAAAUUAACUACAUAAUUACUACAGCAAGAUAUUCAGCAGCAAUCCUCUUACUGUCUACAAAAAAAAUUAUGAUUUGGGAAAUCAAUCAGCUAUCACACUACAAGAUAUCCUCAAGCCAUGCAAGAAAAAUAUAAAAUAAAGCCUUUACCGUGUUUUUUUUUAUUGUUACUUAGUUUCUUGAGUUAUUUUAAUCAUUGACAUUUCAGCAGCUAAUAAUUCCUAACACAAAAAUAAAGCAGACUAUUUACUCAGAAUUCAGGACUGGUUUAAUCAGUAGCAACAUGAAUAUACUUCUGAAUAAACUGCCUGCUCACAAUCUUUGACUUUUUAAGGAAAGCGGAAAACAGGGCAUUAGCCUGACUUUAUAAAACAUGCUGGAAUAAAAUAAACAACUUUUUCUUUCUUUUUUUUUUUCGGUGGAGAAAAACAAAAAUGCAAUCAAAUAAAAGCAAUAAAGUUACAUAUGUGGCAGAAAUAAGGUUGUAGUGAAUUAUAACUUUUAUGGAAUUUAUCUUUUUACUAUACAUUCAGAUAAAAAGACUCUCUAGGUUAAAGGGGAACUCUGGCAUCCAAACCAAAAUUCAAUAAAGAGACCCACAUAACACAGAAACCCCUAAUAUAUCCAUCACAGUUACCUG
Molecule: messenger RNA, 2856 nt
Organism: Xenopus laevis (African clawed frog)
Lineage: Eukaryota; Metazoa; Chordata; Amphibia; Anura; Pipidae
Product: meprin A subunit beta-like
Exons: 15
Coding region: 26-2188 (720 amino acids)
Source: RefSeq, a predicted model, not a curated record